CAUAUUUCCUGCAUCUCAACAUCUCACGCAUCAAAAACUUUUAGAGAUCUGCUACAACCAUGGUGAGCUUCUGUCCUAUAUGUGGGAAGCCUGUUUAUUUUGGUGAGAAGAAGAGGUCAUUGGGACGGGAUUACCACCCGUUGUGCUUGAAGUGUCACAAGUGUAAAAGACAGCUAAAUGCCGGCCAGCAUGCAGAGCACGAUGAGAAGCCAUACUGCACUAACUGCUACAUGAGAGAUUUUGGACCCAGAGGUAGCCGAAAACCUGUUGCUCGAACAGCUUCUUAAGAGGGGUCUUGCAGUCUUGAGAAACACACUGGAUCUGCUUUUUCUCUUACAGUAUCUGCUUUACACUGCCACAAACAGCAAACCACUGUUAAAUACUGCCAAGUUGAUCUCUCCUUACCACAGAAUAAAACACAACUCCACCCUUAUGAUUCCAUUCAGCAUAAAUGACCAGAAUCAACAGCCAUCCACGUUGGCAUUAUCUCAGGGAAAUGCUCUACUUCGUGUGUUUAAAUCUUUUGCCUUGAUUUCACAGUUAAGGCACCUAAAUAUUGUACAUUAUUUUUUAAUUGAGUUGUAUCUUAUUCUUUAGAAUGGGAGAUGAGAAAAUAUCAAACUGUAUGGUGAAACGAAUGUUGGUGUAGGAAGGCUGUUAUGUACAAGCAUCGUAUGUUUUUGAUUUCAAGACUCUGUAUACCAUUAAUUAAUUGAUUAACUUGAAACACAAUGUAAUUUUUUUUCUGUUCUAUUAUUGUUUGUUCUUUUCUGGGAUUUUGUGGAUCAGAGGCUAUAAAACAAAGAGUUUCUUAACCAGGCAGCAAAAGUAUCUACAAAGCAAAAAUGACAAUAAUUAAUCAUUGUGUCUUUUUAAUUAGAAGCAGAUGCUUGCGUCCCAAACCUCAUGGCGCAUAAGUGAUGGCUUUAUCAGUUUUGUUAAUUCAGGAAGAAUACAUAUUUGAUUUUAUGAUUUUAUCUGUUUUUUUCUCAUUAGUUCAUUGAAAAGAAGUGUCACUCAGAGCUGCCAACUAGCGUAUUGUCAACUCAUUGAAUCAGAAGAAUAAUUUCAUAUUUCUUAUCCUCAAAUCCAUAAAAUAAACUGUAAAAAUAAUAAUGCAAUAAUUACUAUUAAUUUUAUGGAACACUUUUUUUUCUGUUGAAAAUUGCAUUUGAAUAAUUGAAGAUUUGUACCUCAAAAUGUAACUGCCUACAAUUGGAAU
Sinocyclocheilus anshuiensis is the source of this 1222-nucleotide messenger RNA. Its product is annotated as cysteine-rich protein 2-like. Bases 60 to 287 code for a protein of 75 amino acids. The record is from RefSeq and is a predicted model, not a curated record. The transcript has 4 exons. Lineage: Eukaryota; Metazoa; Chordata; Actinopteri; Cypriniformes; Cyprinidae. Gene Ontology annotation, molecular function: zinc ion binding. Gene Ontology annotation, biological process: intrinsic apoptotic signaling pathway in response to DNA damage; regulation of gene expression.